Molecule: messenger RNA, 1072 nt
Organism: Paramecium tetraurelia
Lineage: Eukaryota; Ciliophora; Oligohymenophorea; Peniculida; Parameciidae
Exons: 4
Source: RefSeq, a predicted model, not a curated record
AUGUCUUGGAUUUCAGCAGUCAUUGCUUCUGCAUUCUGUUGGGCCAGUGCUGACACUGCUUUCGAUGUCAUUUUGGAUAGUUAAGAAUCCGAGCUACCUUAAAAGAAAUAGUAGAUGCCAUCAAGCAUUCAUCUAACUCAUUCCUAAACGAUGCUACUAUGUGCUUUAACUACUUAUAUUAUUAUUUUUGGAUACUUUAUUUAUAUAGAGUUGGUUGGGCCACAGUACUCAGAGUUGGUAGGCAAUUAUACUGUUUUUGGAUCUGUUUAAUCAUUACCCCUAUUGAUUAUAAGUGGAAUAUUCUCCUAUUAUCAUUAUCAUUUCAUCAUAAGAGCCUUUGAGAAUUCAUCUAGCACCGUUAUAUUGCCGUUUUUAUAAUUUUCUUCAAUCUUUGCAUUUCUAUUCUCAAUUCUCUAAAAUUAUCUAUCCGACAGGCCAUAUUUAUCCAGCUAUUUACAUUUACUUGCCUAUUUUCUGAUACUUCUUGGAGGCUUAGCUCCAGCCACUGAUGGGCAUUUGAUUAAAAUAUUCCAAUUUCAAUUUUGGUCUCAACCAUUUGUUAAGUUUGCUAUCAUUUCAGAUAUGUCUCAUGCUAUAUACACAAACAUAAUAAGUUAUGUUGGAAAAGGAGAGAGCGAAGGACAAUUGUAUAAUAUCUAUGGAAAUAUGGAAUUCUUCAUUCUUACACGUAUCAUGUUUGUUUUGAUACAAACUGCUAAAUUGAAGUUUAAUAGGUAAAUGUAGAUAGAAAUGAUUUAAUUGUUCGACAAACCCAGAAAUUUAAUAGUGGGUACUAUAAUAGGCGAAAUCAUGACUUUGUUUGGUUACUUCAGUUCCGUUUAUGCAUAUUAGACAUAUUAUUAGGCAGGAGUUGUGAGUGCCAGUGAGUCUUCAUUGAAUUUGAUUAUUAAUUUGUUUUUAGCUUAUUUACUCAAAAAAUACCUAAAUAUUGGGAAAUAAGCCUCAUUACACAAUUUGGGAUUGAAGAUUUUAUCAUGUGUAACAAUAAGUAUUGGAUUAACAAUUGCGACAAUUUGAUUUAUUAAUUUGUUUAUAGCAAAAUAUUAUAAUU